GCGCCGUGACCCCAUGUGAAACGUCUACUGCAAGAAGCCCUGUUCACCCGCAGAGCGGCGCGCAAUGGAGCUGUGAAGCCAUCCGUUUGAGAUCCUUUCCUCCACGCCCUCGCAGGCGCUGUAAACAAGCAUUUCUCAGAAGACUUGGCUGCUGAUUAACGGCGUGACUAUGUGGAUUCAGAUUCGGACAAUUGAUGGGAAGGAAACCAGAACCAUAGAAGAUCUAUCCAGACUAACAAAAAUAGAGACUUUGAGACUGAAAAUUCAGGAGAUUUUCGAUGUUAACCCGGAGCAGCAGCGCUUAUUCUACAGAGGGAAACAGAUGGAGGAUGGCCAGACGCUGUUUGACUACAACGUGGGCCUUAAUGACAUUGUUCAGCUCCUAAUUCGCUCCCAGACUGAUCCUCCAGACAGUCCUACCCCUCAGGAAUGUGAGGAUGUGACCAGUGGUCCUUCUCCAUUCACCACCACACCUGUUGUGAUUCCAUCCUCUCCAUCAGCUGGAGCCACAGUCAACAGCAACAGCAGCAGUAACAGCCAGGGGAAGUCCUGCAAUCCUCCGGCAGACAACCAGCCAUCCACAUCCAGCAAAUCCUUCCUGAUCGACCCUGGGAUUGGGGUGCACAAGAUAAAUGAGUUGGUGGACUGCAGAGACAUCAGCAUUGGUUCUUGGUUUGAGGCGACCAUUGAGAAUGUCACUCAUGCCAGUACGGGACUGAACAGCAAGGCCGCUGUUGCCACGGCAGCCAGAGGUGGCAAACCCAGCACAAGGACUAAUGGGAAACUGGAGGUCGAGCAGACCAUAGCCAGCCGGGACAAUAACUGCAACUCUGUGCUAAACUCAGACAUUAAUGAGCCGUCCACCUCCCAGUCGGACUGCACACUCAUCCAGGAUAAGCUCAUCUACCAUAUCAAAUAUGAGGAUUACCCAGAGAAUGGCGUAGUAGAGAUGACACCAGAGGACGUGCGACCGCGGGCUCGGACCCUGCUCCGCUUUGACCAGCUCAAGGUUGGACAAGUGGUCAUGGUGAAUUACAACCUGGAGAUCCCAGAAGAGCGGGGCUUUUGGUAUGACGGAGAGAUAACAGCCCUCAACGAGAGAUCGAGGACAAAUAAAGAGGUCAGAGUGAAGAUCCUUCUAGGGGGCCCUGGUGAUGUCUUAGGAGACUGCAAGGUUGUCUUCCUUGAUGAGAUUUAUGAGAUUGAGAGGCCAGGAGCUCCCGCGCUCUCUCCAUCGGAUGGAAAGUUCAAACGUAAAAGCGGGCCUGAGUGUAAGCACUGCAAGGCGGAUCCGGAUGUGGAGUGCCGCUUCUGUUCAUGCUGUGUGUGUGGGGGCAAGCAGGACGCUCACAUGCAGCUUCUGUGUGACGAGUGCAAUAUGGCUUUCCAUAUCUACUGCCUCAACCCUCCCCUCUCCACCAUCCCAGAAGAUGAGGACUGGUACUGCCCCACAUGCAAGAAUGACACAAAUGAGGUCGUGAAAGCUGGGGAGAAGCUCAAGGCUAGCAAGAAGAAGGCAAAGAUGCCCUCUGCUAACACUGGGAGCCAGAGGGACUGGGGAAAGGGUAUGGCAUGUGUGGGACGUACCAAAGAAUGUACAAUAGUUCCUUCUAAUCACUAUGGUCCCAUUCCUGGCGUUCCCGUGGGAACAACAUGGAAAUUCCGUGUGCAGGUGAGUGAGGCUGGUGUGCACAGGCCACAUGUAGGAGGUAUCCAUGGGCGCAGUAAUGAUGGCUCCUAUUCGCUGGUUCUUGCUGGAGGCUUUGAGGAUGAAGUGGACAGGGGUGAUGAGUUUACUUACACAGGAAGUGGGGGUCGGGACCUUUCUGGAAACAAGCGUAUUGGCGAGCACUGCUUUGACCAAACACUCACACACAUGAACAGGGCCCUGGCACUGAACUGUGAUGCACCCCUAAAUGAUAAAGAUGGCGCAGAGUCUCGUAACUGGCGUGAGGGGAAGCCGGUCCGGGUCGUGCGGAGCUCCAAAGGACGACGAAUCAGCAAGUACGCUCCUGAAGAGGGAAAUCGCUACGAUGGUAUCUACAAGGUGGUGAAGUACUGGCCAGAGAUUGGGAAGUGUGGCUUUCUGGUGUGGCGGUAUCUGUUACGGCGUGAUGAGCAGGAGCCGGCACCGUGGUCUCCUGAGGGGGCUGAACGAAUCAAGAAGCUCGGCCUCAAAGUGCAGUACCCCCCAGGUUAUCUGGAAGCCAUGGCCAACAAGACUAAGAAGGAAGCCAGUGUGAGAGUGGGCAUGCGCGGCAAGAGACAUUCUGGGAGAGGCCGACCAAAAAAUACCCCCCCUCCAAAGAAGCCAAAAGAAGAAAAGGAGGAAAAAGACAUGGAAAUACCAACUGUCAUCGCAGCUGGUGGGCAUCAAAGCAAUGGCAGUCAGAAAAAACCCAAGGGCAAAGACAUGUGUGUAGAGAAGGCCAGUCAACCCCAGAAGGAGAAAGAGGUGGAGGCCUUCCAGCUGAGUGAGGAGCAGCAGAACCUGAUCCGAGAGGACCAGCCCAACAAAAAGAGUUGGGAUGAAGCUAUGGACUUCCUGCUCGAGGGGCCAAACUUUUUGAAGAAAGUGGAGCAGAGCUUCAUGUGUGUGUGCUGCCAGGAGCUUGCCUACCAGCCCGUCACUACUACAUGUCUGCACAAUGUUUGUAAGAGCUGUCUUCAAAGGUCAUUCCGUGCAGAGGUUUACAGUUGCCCUGCUUGUCGCCAUGACCUGGGAAAGGAUUAUAUUAUGAUCCUUAACAAGACACUACAACAGCUUCUUGAUCAAUUCUUCCCUGGAUACAGCAAGGGUCGAUGAGCCUGUCCCUGGAUAGACAUACCAGCUCUAACACUCACACACACACACGUAUUAUAUAUAAAUAGAUAUAUACAAAAUACGUGUGUCUGAGUG
Molecule: messenger RNA, 2899 nt
Organism: Clupea harengus (Atlantic herring)
Lineage: Eukaryota; Metazoa; Chordata; Actinopteri; Clupeiformes; Clupeidae
Gene: uhrf2
Product: ubiquitin like with PHD and ring finger domains 2
Biological process (GO): protein ubiquitination; negative regulation of gene expression via chromosomal CpG island methylation
Molecular function (GO): protein binding; ubiquitin protein ligase activity
Source: RefSeq, a predicted model, not a curated record